Molecule: messenger RNA, 3094 nt
Organism: Cynoglossus semilaevis (tongue sole)
Lineage: Eukaryota; Metazoa; Chordata; Actinopteri; Pleuronectiformes; Cynoglossidae
Product: UDP-glucuronosyltransferase 2C1-like
Exons: 3
Coding region: 228-1826 (532 amino acids)
Molecular function (GO): UDP-glycosyltransferase activity
Source: RefSeq, a predicted model, not a curated record
CAGCCAUCCUGUUUGGUUAAGUACAUUUCAGUAUUUACUUUUUAUAAACUGUAUUUUUUGUCUUCAGUUUAUGGCAUGUAUGCUUUUUCUGAUAUGUCCUACUUGAUUUGUGUUUUGACCAAUGUGUAAACUGUUGUGUUCCUUAAGAAUUUUAAGAUCGGGAGUAGUACAAAUGUGUCUUAAAGGAAACAAUUGUUUUUUUUUCUUUAUUAGGAAGUCCAGGAACCAUGCUGCAGUAUCAAUCCUGUGGAAUAUUUGCACUCCUAUGUGUUUCUCUGAUUUCAUUCACGCCUUCUUGCGAUGGAGGCAACAUUCUGGUGUUUCCAGUAGAUGGCAGCCACUGGAUAAACAUGAAGGUUCUCCUGGAGGAACUUCAUGCCAGAGGACACAACCUGACUGUGAUCAGAGCGUCCACCAGUUGGUAUAUUCCAGAAGAGUCUCCAAUGUAUAGCUCAAUUACAAUAAAUAUGACGGAGGACGAACGUUUUGAGGACUUUUUUGACGAGUUCCUUCGGGAGCAAAUGAGGCUGCUCAAAGAUGGGGGUUCAGCAAUUUCCCAUUUCAAAAUAACCAAGUUUUUUCUCUCACUCCUCUAUAAUGUCCAUUUAAUCUGGACUCAAUGCGCUGCUCAAAUCUUUGAUGAUAAAAGUCUGAUAGAAACUUUACUGGACUCUAAAUAUGAUCUUGUUUUAACCGACCCUGCCAUAGCUCCAGGUGUUCUACUUGCAAGGUAUUUGAAACUGCCCGUUGUUCUGAAUGUACGAUGGAUCCCCAGUGGUGAAGGACAUUUAGCCAUAGCCCCCACCCCAGCGUCCUACAUCCCAGCUCCUGGUUCAGGUUUAACCGACAACAUGACGUUCCUUCAGAGGACCAAGAACCUGUUUUUCUACGGCAUCAUACUGUUCCAACAGAGAUUCAUAGUGGGCCCUCACUAUGAUGUUGUCUGUCAGAAAUAUUUUGAGGGUGAAUGUGACAUUAUCUCAGUACUUCAGGAAGCAGACAUCUGGCUGUUCAGGUCAGAUUUUGUUUUUGACUUCCCUCGACCCACGAUGCCUAAUAUUGUCUACAUCGGUGGGUUCCAAUGUAGCCCAGCAGAACCUCUACCGUCAGACCUGGAGGAGUUUGUUCAGAGUGCUGGAGAACAUGGAAUGAUCAUCAUGACUCUGGGAACUUUGGUUAAUGCUUUGCCCAAAGAGGUUGCUGACACAAUUGCCAGUAUUUUUGCCAAGUUGCCACAGAAGGUGAUCUGGAGACACAAAGGGGAGCGCCCCUCUACUCUGGGCAACAACACACUGAUUGUGGACUGGAUGCCACAGAAGGACCUCCUGGGCCACCCACAGACCAAAGUCUUUGUAGCCCAUGGGGGAACCAACGGAAUCCAGGAGGCCAUUUAUUAUGGAGUUCCUGUGCUGGGCAUACCCUUGUUCUUUGACCAGUUUGACAACCUGGUACGUUUGCAGGCGAGAGGAGCUGGAAAGAUCCUUCAGUUGGCCGACAUCAAUGGACACAAUUUUGAAGUAGCUCUGAAGGAAGUGCUGCUUCAGGACAGCUACAGAGAGAACAUGCAAAGACUUUCACGAUUGCACAGAGAUCAGCCAAUAACUCCCAUGGAUAAGGCCAUCUUCUGGGUGGAAUAUGUGAUGCGUCAUAAAGGAGCAGCACAUCUGCGUACAGAGGCUUAUAAGAUGUCCUGGUUCUCGUACUACAGUGUAGAUGUAGUAUUAUUUCUGCUGACUGUAGUAACUGUACUGCUGCUCUCUGUUAUGGUGCUUCUUAGGUCACUGUGCUGCAGGAAUAGAAGGAAACUCAAAGACAAACAAAAUUGAUUUUUUAAGAUAAGAUAUCUGGGACUUCCUUGAAUAUAAUCAUUUUCAAAGCAUAUGUACGAAAUGUCUUACAGGUACAAGUACAGUUGCUGUUGAUCUAGUUUUUUCUCCACAUUUCUUUCCAGUAAGAAUUAGUUUCCUGAAAAUGAGAGGACAAAAUGUGAUAAAUUGGUGUGACAGUGAUAUACUUGGCAUCGUCUCUGCAGAUAAUGCAACGUCCACCAUGAGACCAUCCUGUUUGUCAGUCUGUGGUCUUUGCUAUGUUGAUCAAAUAUCAGAAACACGUGCCUGCUCUACUGUAGGACACCAGAGGCAAUCAAAUAUUGUAGGACAGCCGCGGGGAAUCGAAUGCACCGUUGUUCAUAUUCAUGUCAUGCAUGUUAUUUCAUUGCCAUCUCUAUAAGUGUAAAUGUGAAUGGAAAGUUCCUUAAUAAAUGUAAAGAAGAAACAGAAACAGAUACUUUGAAACAAUCAGAGUCUGGAGGGAACGAGAAGUCUCCCUUUGAAAGAGCAGGAGCUCGUAUGGUUCUGAUUUAUGAAAUGGCAGCGGCGUCCUUUGGUGAGUGUGAGUUCAAUCACAUCAAGCCUUGUUAUCCAGUGGUUUACUUUGCUAAAAGCUUAAGAGCGUAAUGAUGAGGUUGGCAAGUGCAAAUAAUUCUGGUGCAGAGGUGAUUGGUUCAAGGCCUUGUUUGAGUUAAACAAAAGUGAUCCGGGUCAUGAAUCCUCAGUAUGUGGUCGAUGGGACUGGAACUGUUUUUGGUUUUGUAGGGUCUUCUAUUCUUUCUAAUCUCCCUGUCCUUGUCCAUCUGUUGGCCUGAACCUCCUUUUCUUUCCUCCCUGGUUUCCUUGGAAAAUCCUUUUUUUAAAGCCUGGACUUCUGCAGGAUGAGGUCACUGUACAUGUUCUGUGUUAAAGACCAGCCAAGAUCUGGUUUUGAACACAGGGAAAACAGAUGCUGUCAUGAGAUUAGAUACUUAGUUUUGAGCACUGUUGCGACAACCUUGGUUACACAGAAAGAAAGAAACUAAAGAUGUACGACGAUUAUUCAAAAGUCUGUAUGAAAGAAAAAGUCUUCAAACUGACAUUGUUGUCACACUAAACAAUACAUAAUUAAAAUUAAGGAUAAAAUCAAUUACCAUUAUUAUUUAACAUGAAAGAAUUAUUAACACAAUUAUUUAUUCUAAAUGUGAACUUAAUUAAAAGGGAAAAUAGUGUUGAAGUGUCAACAUAGUUGCUAUCAAUGUGGAAUAAAUUGUGCGGAAAAUAAA